Messenger RNA from Lichtheimia ornata, 7053 nucleotides. Its product is annotated as pre-mRNA-processing-splicing factor 8. The transcript is spliced from 7 exons. Lineage: Eukaryota; Fungi; Mucoromycota; Mucoromycetes; Mucorales; Lichtheimiaceae. Gene Ontology annotation, cellular component: U5 snRNP; catalytic step 2 spliceosome. Gene Ontology annotation, molecular function: U6 snRNA binding; pre-mRNA intronic binding; protein binding. The coding region runs from base 1 to 7053 and encodes 2350 amino acids. Gene Ontology annotation, biological process: mRNA splicing, via spliceosome; spliceosomal tri-snRNP complex assembly. The record is from RefSeq and is a predicted model, not a curated record.
AUGUCAGCUUACAAUCACCCUGGCGAAUUUCCUGCACCAAGCGGUUCAUCGCAAUACACCGAUCCUUACGGCUACGCGCAGCAGCAACCGCCAGUUCGAGAAAAGACACACGAGGAGAAGAUCCUGGAGAAAUCAAGGAAAUGGCAGCAAUUACAAAGCAAACGAUAUGGCGAGAAGCGCAAGUUUGGUUUUAUUGAACAUGAAAAGGAAGAUAUGCCUCCAGAGCAUUUGAGAAAGAUCAUCAAAGAUCAUGGUGACAUGUCAGCAAAAAAGUUUCGACACGACAAACGUAUUUAUCUUGGUGCUCUCAAGUACGUUCCACACGCUGUCCUGAAGUUGUUGGAGAACAUGCCGAUGCCUUGGGAGCAAGUACGUGAAGUCAAUGUCUUAUACCACAUCACGGGUGCGAUUACGUUUGUCAAUGAGAUUCCUUGGGUUGUGGAGCCUGUUUACAUUGCACAAUGGGGCACUAUGUGGAUCAUGAUGCGACGAGAGAAACGUGACAGACGACAUUUCAAGCGUAUGCGAUUUCCACCUUUUGAUGAUGAAGAACCACCACUCGAUUAUGGCGACAAUAUUAUGGAUGUGGAGCCACUUGAAGCUAUUCAGAUGGAAUUGGAUGAGGAGGAAGAUGCAGCAGUGUAUGAAUGGCUUUAUGAUCCCAAGCCGUUACUCGACACCAAGCAUAUCAAUGGCCCAUCAUACAGAAAAUGGCGUUUGGAUUUACCUAUCAUGUCGACCUUGUAUCGAUUGGCACAUCAAUUGUUGACCGAUUUGAAUGAUCAAAACUACUUUUAUCUCUUUGAUUUGCCAUCCUUCUUCACCGCAAAGGCAUUGAACGUGGCCAUUCCUGGUGGUCCCAAAUUCGAACCCUUGUAUCGUGACAUGGACACAGCCGAUGAAGAUUGGAACGAAUUCAACGACGUCAACAAGAUCAUCAUUCGCCAACCUAUUCGCACUGAAUACAAGAUCGCAUUCCCUUUCUUGUAUAACUCAUUACCACGUGGUGUGCGCGUCUCAUGGUAUCACAACCCCACCGUGGUGUAUAUUCGUGCCGAGGAUCCCGAUUUGCCUGCUUUCUAUUUCGACCCUAUCAUCAACCCCAUCUCAUCACGCACAUUGGAAGGAGCUGGUUCAAAGCAUGAGGAUGAGAUCUUUGGUGACGAGGAUGAGGAUACAGAAUUCAGCUUACCUGAACAAGUGCAGCCUUUCUUGGAGGACACUGAUUUGUACACUGACAACACUGCCAAUGCUAUCGCCUUGUAUUGGUCACCUCAUCCAUUCGACAAGCGAUCAGGUCGUACACGUCGUGCACAGGAUAUUCCUCUUGUCAAGAAUUGGUAUCUCGAGCAUUGCCCACCUAAUCAGCCUGUCAAGGUGCGCGUCUCCUAUCAAAAGUUGCUCAAAUGCUAUGUCUUGAAUGCUCUCAAGCACCGCCCACCAAAGGCACUCAACAAAAAGUAUCUAUUCCGCAGCCUCAAGCAAACCAAGUUCUUCCAAACCACACAGCUUGAUUGGGUCGAAGCCGGUUUGCAAGUGUGUCGUCAAGGUUACAACAUGUUGAACCUCUUGAUUCACCGCAAGAAUCUCAAUUACUUGCAUUUGGAUUACAACUUCAACCUCAAGCCCGUCAAGACAUUGACCACCAAGGAACGCAAAAAGUCUCGAUUCGGCAAUGCUUUCCACUUGUGCAGAGAAAUCUUGCGUCUCACCAAGCUUAUCGUCGACUCCCAUGUACAAUAUCGUCUUGGCAACGUCGAUGCUUUCCAAUUGGCUGAUGGUCUCCAAUACAUCUUUGCUCACGUUGGUCAACUCACUGGCAUGUACCGUUACAAGUACCGUUUGAUGCGACAAAUUCGUAUGUGCAAGGAUUUGAAACAUUUGAUUUACUAUCGCUUCAAUACGGGUCCUGUUGGUAAAGGUCCUGGUGUUGGUUUCUGGGCCCCUGGUUGGCGUGUGUGGCUCUUUUUCAUGCGUGGUAUUGUGCCCUUGUUGGAACGAUGGCUCGGCAAUUUGCUUGCACGUCAAUUUGAAGGUCGUCAUUCUAAGGGUAUUGCAAAGACUGUCACCAAGCAACGUAUCGAUUCGCACUAUGAUUUGGAAUUGAGAGCUGCCGUAUUGCACGAUAUCACCGAUGCCAUGCCUGAAGGUAUCAAGGGCAACAAAUCACGCACCAUUUUGCAACAUUUAUCCGAAGCAUGGCGCGCUUGGAAGGCCAACAUCCCUUGGAAGGUGCCUGGUUUGCCUGUGCCCAUUGAAAACAUGAUCUUGCGUUAUGUCAAGGCCAAGGCUGAUUGGUGGACCAGUGUUGCUCAUUACAACCGUGAACGUAUUCGACGUGGUGCUACUGUUGAUAAGACCGUAUGCCGUAAGAACUUGGGUCGUCUCACUCGUUUGUGGCUCAAGGCCGAACAAGAGCGUCAACACAAUUACCUCAAGGAUGGUCCUUACAUCACUGCCGAAGAAGCUGUUGCUAUCUAUACAUCUACAGUGCAUUGGUUGGAGAGUCGAAAGUUCUCGCCCAUUCCUUUCCCACCCUUGUCAUACAAGCAUGAUACCAAGUUGCUUAUUCUUGCAUUGGAACGAUUGCGUGAAGCAUACAGUGUGCAAGGUCGUUUGAACCAGAGUCAACGUGAAGAACUUGGUUUGAUCGAACAAGCUUAUGACAAUCCACACGAAGCGCUUUCACGUAUCAAGCGUCUUUUGCUCACUCAGCGUGCGUUCAAGGAAGUCGGCAUUGAAUUUAUGGAUCUCUACUCUCAUUUGGUGCCCGUUUAUGAUGUUGAGCCUUUGGAAAAGAUUACGGAUGCUUACUUGGAUCAAUAUCUUUGGUAUGAAGCUGACAAGCGUCAUUUGUUCCCUGCAUGGAUCAAGCCAUCCGAUUCUGAACCACCCCCGUUGCUUGUGUACAAAUGGUGCCAAGGUAUCAACAACCUCACUGAAGUAUGGGACACUUCCGAAGGACAAUGCAAUGUCAUGCUUGAGACCAAGUUCAGCCGUGUCUAUGAAAAGAUCGAUCUCACUCUCUUGGGCCGUUUGUUGCGUUUGAUUUUGGAUCACAAUUUGGCCGAUUAUGCUACAGCCAAGAACAACGUGGUGCUCAAUUACAAGGAUAUGAAUCACGUCAAUGCAUUCGGUCUUAUUCGUGGUUUGCAAUUUGCAUCCUUCAUCUUCCAAUACUACGGCUUGGUGCUUGAUUUGCUCGUUCUUGGUUUGCAUAGAGCCAGCGAGAUGGCUGGUCCUCCUCAAUUGCCAAACGACUUUUUGCAAUAUCGCGAUGUCAGCACUGAAACACGCCAUCCUAUUCGAUUGUAUUCUCGUUACAUUGAUCGCAUCCAUAUGUUCUUCCGAUUCACAGCCGAUGAGGCACGUGAUUUGAUUCAACGCUACUUGACAGAGCAUCCCGAUCCCAACUUUGAAAACAUUGUCGGCUACAACAACAAGAAAUGCUGGCCACGUGAUUGUCGUAUGCGUUUGAUGAAGCAUGAUGUCAACUUGGGUCGUGCCGUCUUCUGGGAUAUCAAGAAUCGUUUGCCACGUUCGCUUACCACCAUUGAGUGGGAAGACAGCUUUGUGAGCGUUUAUUCCAAGGAUAACCCGAACUUGCUCUUCUCCAUGUGUGGUUUCGAAGUACGCAUCUUGCCCAAGAUCCGUAGCAUGAAUGAAGAAUUCACCCUCAAGGAUGGUGUGUGGAAUUUGAUCAAUGAGCAAACCAAGGAGAGAACAGCUCAAGCCUACUUGCGUGUUGACCAAGAAUCCAUGGAUCGUUUCCAUAAUCGUAUUCGUCAAAUCUUGAUGGCUUCGGGUAGCACCACAUUCAGCAAGAUUGCCAACAAGUACAAUACAGCAUUGAUUGGCUUGAUGACCUAUUAUCGUGAGGCUGUGGUGCAUACUCGUGAAUUGCUUGAUCUCUUGGUCAAGUGUGAGAACAAGAUUCAAACGCGUAUCAAGAUCGGUCUCAAUUCGAAGAUGCCUUCAAGAUUCCCUCCUGUUGUCUUCUUUUGUCCAAAGGAAUUGGGUGGUCUUGGUAUGCUUUCCAUGGGUCACGUGCUUAUUCCACAAUCUGAUUUGCGAUGGUCACAACAAACCGACACUGGUAUCACUCAUUUCCGCUCUGGUAUGAGCCAUGACGAGGAUCAAUUGAUUCCCAACUUGUAUCGUUACAUCCAAUCUUGGGAGUCUGAGUUUAUCGAUUCGCAACGUGUGUGGGCCGAAUAUGCUCUUAAGCGUCAAGAAGCCAAUGCUCAGAACCGUCGCUUGACUUUGGAGGAUCUUGAAGACUCGUGGGAUCGUGGUAUUCCAAGAAUCAACACCUUGUUCCAAAAGGAUCGUCAUACACUUGCCUAUGAUAAGGGUUGGCGUGUACGUACCGAUUUCAAGCAGUACCAGGUGCUCAAGAACAAUCCAUUCUACUGGACACAUAGCCGACACGAUGGCAAAUUGUGGAAUCUCAACAAUUAUCGUACCGAUAUGAUUCAAGCUUUGGGUGGUGUCGAGGGUAUUUUGGAGCACACCUUGUUCAAGGGUACCUACUUUACGUCUUGGCUUGGUCUUUUCUGGGAAAAAGCCAGUGGUUUCGAAGAGAGCAUGCGUUACAAGAAAUUGACCAAUGCCCAACGAAGCGGUUUGAACCAAAUUCCCAAUCGUCGUUUCACUCUUUGGUGGUCUCCCACAAUCAAUCGUUCCAAUGUCUAUGUUGGUUUCCAGGUCCAACUUGAUUUGACUGGUAUUUUCAUGCACGGCAAGAUCCCCACAUUGAAGAUCUCUUUGAUUCAAAUCUUCAGAGCUCACUUGUGGCAAAAGAUUCACGAAAGUAUUGUCAUGGAUUUCUGUCAGAUCUUUGAUCGUGAACUUGAAGCUCUUCAAAUUGAAACGGUGCAAAAGGAAACCAUUCACCCUCGUAAAUCCUACAAGAUGAAUUCGUCUGCUAGUGAUAUCUUGUUGUUCGCUGCAUACAAAUGGCCUGUGUCUCGUCCAUCGCUCUUGAACGACCCUAAGGAUGUCAUGGAAGGUCCUACAACAACCAAGUACUGGCUUGAUAUUCAAUUGCGUUGGGGUGAUUUCGAUUCUCACGACAUUGAGCGAUACACUCGUGCCAAGUUCUUGGAUUACACCACUGACAACAUGAGUAUUUAUCCAUCACCUACUGGUCUCAUGGUGGGUGUUGAUCUCGCCUACAACUUGUACUCCGCCUAUGGUAAUUGGAUCCCUGGUAUGAAGCCCUUGGUGCAACAAGCCAUGGGUAAGAUCAUGAAGGCCAACCCUGCUCUUUACGUGUUGCGUGAGCGUAUUCGAAAGGCAUUGCAAUUGUAUUCGUCUGAGCCCACUGAACCUUAUCUCUCGUCAACCAACUAUGGUGAAUUGUUCAGCAACCAGAUCAUUUGGUUUGUCGAUGACACCAACGUCUAUCGUGUCACCAUCCACAAGACAUUCGAAGGCAACUUGACCACUAAGCCUAUCAACGGUGCUAUUUUCAUCUUCAAUCCACGCACUGGUCAACUGUUUUUGAAGAUUAUUCACACAUCUGUAUGGGCUGGUCAAAAGCGUUUGGGUCAGCUUGCCAAGUGGAAGACUGCAGAAGAAGUCGCUGCCUUGAUUCGUUCAUUGCCUGUUGAAGAACAACCCAAGCAGAUUAUUGUCACCCGAAAGGGCAUGUUGGAUCCUCUUGAAGUACAUUUGCUUGAUUUCCCCAACAUUGUUAUCAAGGGCUCCGAACUCCAAUUGCCAUUCCAAGCCUGUCUCAAGGUUGAGAAGUUUGGUGAUCUUAUCCUCAAGGCCACUGAACCACAAAUGUGCUUGUUCAACUUGUAUGAUGACUGGCUGCGUGCAUUCUCUUCUUACACGGCAUUCUCUCGUUUGGUGUUGAUCUUGCGUGCACUUCACGUCAACAAUGACAAGACCAAGAUGAUUUUGCGUCCUGAUCGUAACACAAUCACCGAGCCACACCAUAUUUGGCCAACCUUGACGGAUGAAGAAUGGGCACGUGUUGAAGUACAGCUCAAGGAUCUUAUCCUUGCUGAUUAUGGCAAGAAGAACAACGUCAAUGUGGCAUCGCUUACACAAUCCGAAAUCCGUGAUAUCAUUCUUGGUAUGGAGAUUCAGGCACCAUCAUUGCAGCGUCAACAGAUUGCCGAGAUUGAGAAGCAGACCAAGGAGCAAUCACAGCUUACAGCCGUUACUACCAAGACUCGCAAUAUCCAUGGUGAUGAGAUGGUGGUAACCACGACCAGCAAUUAUGAGACGGCUACCUUCUCAUCCAAGACCGAAUGGCGUAUUCGUGCUAUUUCCGCUACCAACCUCCACUUGCGUACCAACCACAUUUACGUCAACUCGGAUGACAUUAAGGAGAACACGUAUACUUAUGUCAUGCCAAAGAAUCUUCUCAAGCGAUUCAUCACCAUUUCCGAUCUACGCACACAGGUGGCAGGUUUCAUGUAUGGCGUGAGCCCAGCCGAUGCACCCAAUGUGAAGGAGAUUCGAUGUAUCGUUAUUCCACCUCAAUGGGGCACCCAUCAAACCAUCCAUUUGCCAAACACAUUGCCGACUCACGAGUAUCUUUCCGAUUUGGAGCCGCUUGGCUGGAUCCAUACGCAGCCCCAAGAGUUGAUGAACAUUUCACCUCAAGAUGUCUCCACACAUGCCAAGCUUCUUGCCAACAACCGAUCAUGGGAUGGUGAAAAGACGAUCACGCUUACCUGCUCCUUCACACCAGGUUCAGCAUCGCUCACAGCCUAUAAGCUCACUCCUGGUGGUUUCGAAUGGGGCAAGGCUAACAUGGAUACCAGCAACAACCCACAAGGCUACCUCCCAACACACGCUGAAAAGGUCCAAAUCCUCUUGUCAGAUCGCUUCUUGGGCUUCUUUAUGGUGCCAUCCGAGGUUUGGAACUACAACUUUAUGGGCGCACAGUUCAAUGCCAACAUGAACUACCGCUUGGUCCUUGAUGUUCCCAAGGAAUUCUAUCACGAAUCGCAUCGUGCUGCACACUUUAUGAACUUUAGCAGCGAAACAGAGGCUGUCACUGAAGCCGAUAUCGAUGACAACUUUGCAUAA